This is a messenger RNA of Rhodofomes roseus, 1010 nucleotides long. RefSeq lists its product as uncharacterized. The coding region runs from base 96 to 914 and encodes 272 amino acids. NCBI's taxonomy places the organism in Eukaryota, Fungi, Basidiomycota, Agaricomycetes, Polyporales, Fomitopsidaceae. The transcript is spliced from 4 exons. The record is from RefSeq and is a predicted model, not a curated record.
UGCUUUGCCGCCUUCUCUCGUACUGGUGGGCGGUGCAGUGCGGGAACGGGAGACACGGUGUCGGUCUGUCCAUCCGACACGGGGGAUGGUAUCAGAUGCUGGUUGUAUCUAGAGAUGUAGAUGAAGAGACGGUUGCUCUCCCUCGGCCGCCGGCACGGAAGGUGCCACAUGAACUGAAUCAACGUACCCAACUCCUGGCCCUCCGCAGGCUGGACAAGGCACAUCGUGAAGCUUGGAAUCAAAUUCGUCCGCUUCUGGGAUCGUUGCCAGCGCCUCAACUCCGUAUUCUCACCAACGGUCGUACAUGCAUUGCGCGGAAAUUGCUGUACGUAUUUCUGUCCCAUCGUAGCAAGGCAAGGCCACUCUGUUACAAGGAUCAAUGGAACACGGAUGAGGUGCACUGUCACUUACCUCACGCUGAUCUUCACCCCGAAUUUCUGCGUUUGCGCCUUCACUGCCGGGAACGAGCUCAAUGCAUGACACGAUCGAAGGCCCUUGGAGCCAAAAAGGCUUUGCACCGCGGAAGAAGGACCAGCGUCCAAGCGGUGUGGGAGCCAUCGACGACAGGGUUCCCCCGCCGGUACGAAAAAUUGGUCGCGCCGCCACCUUUUGCGGCGACGGAGGGCUACGGAAGGCAUAGGAGCCUCGCGGGACGUGUUGAACUAAGAUUCCGUGGGACGGUACCGCGCCGCAAAGUUAGUUCGUGGGCGCCAUCGCGAUAUUCUUGUCUGGGAAGCAUCCAUGGAGACACUGCGCACGAUGAAGCGUCGGAGCCGUCCGCUUAUGCGUCCGCCUGGCGGGCAGCCUGUCAGAGAGACGUACAUUCCGUCGGUAACGUACGCUUAGAAACACGAAGCCCUGAACGCGAGGAGUCGGGACCGCUUUACUCACGACACUAUGCGAUAAUCAGGUAGACCGGUCUGGAGAGCGCAUCGAGAGCGGCCAUUACUUGUUUCGAUACCCUCCCCUGCUUCAAUAUUCACACAAAAUAUUCAUCUUUCUGAUCAGCU